CUUGAACUCGUUUAUUAAUCACAAGUUAGAUUUUUCUAAUUUAUAUGGUGUGCGCAGCUGUGACUGGGUAGGGAAUGUGAAAAAAUAUAUAUUCUCAAAUUUUCUGUAUCUGUCGGUAAGACAUGAGAAAUUUUUCAACAUUUGCUGUAAAUUUUGUCAUUUCUGACAAAUCCAUCUAUUCACCCAAACAACCAAAUAAAACCAAAUUAUAUUUGCCAGAAUCUAUUUCAAUUCAAUGCAACGACGUGUCUUUUUAAUUCUGUUGGGCAACACUGCUGUGAUACAGAAUCUAUUUCCCAUCAGCCUCUUCUUCUAUUCCACCUGGGCACAAUGUUUGGAUCAUUCGGCCAGUUCUCUUGUUGUACGUGACAGAACCAUUCUGAUUUUAUUUUUAUUGACCAAUUUCGUUUCGGCACUGUGAUAAGAAUGACGUUAGCCAUCUGAUGGGUUGAAAACAAAUAUUACCCAACGGAGUUUCCAGGAAAUUAUGGCCCAGAAUGGGGAAGAAGGGGCCCCCGACACUACCGCCGAGUCAAAUUACGCCAAAGUUAUUAUAGUAGGUGCGGGAAUGGCCGGUUUGAGCGCGGCGUUUUACCUAACCAAAAACGGUUUUACGGACUACAAGAUAUUGGAGGCCCGUGGCCACAUCGGAGGUAGGAUAAUUCAGAUUUCGGUUGGGCAGGAGAAGGUGGAACUCGGGGCCAAUUGGAUUCACGGCGUUUUGGGCAAUCCGGUCUAUGAAUUAGCCAUGCAGUACGGCCUGGUCGACAUCAUGGCAAGCCCGAAGCCUCACAAAGUGGUGGCAGCCACCGAACAGGGCAAACAAGUGCCGUUCGCGAUACUGCAGGAAAUCUAUGAGGCCUAUCUUUGUUUCCUGCAACGGUGUGAGGAGUAUUUUAUAUCUCAGUAUGAUCCUCCAGAUGGUAUUGAUAGUGUCGGCGAGCAUAUUAGACUGGAGAUCAAUUUGUACUUAGAAAGAGAGACGGAUAUUAACACGAGAAAGUUAAAAGAGUUACUCUUUGAGUGUUUGUUAAAACGAGAAACUUGUAUAUCGGGUUGUGACAGUAUGAAUGAGAUUGAUUUGUUUGAGAUUGGUAGUUACACUGAGUUGCAAGGGGGGAAUAUAAUAUUGCCGGGUGGGUAUAGUUCUAUAUUAGCGCCGCUCGCGAACGCUAUUCCUACUGAGAAAAUUGUAAAAAAGUGUCCGGUUAGCAACAUCCAGUGGGACUGCAACAAAAAAUUGGCAAGCAAGGACUACGCUAGUGAUUCUGACGAUUCUGCUAGCACAGUGGUGGAACAUCAAAGCCGAUCGGCUAGUAGUAGUAGAGAGUCGUCGCAAGAGAAGGCUGCUUCAUGUCAUAAUGUAGAAAUUACAUGCCAGGAUGGCAAAAAAUUUUUUGCAGACCAUGUGAUAUGUACUAUACCGCUAGGAGUUUUGAAACAUGAGGCGGGCACCUUAUUUAAACCGCCACUGCCGGAUUAUAAGUUGGAGGCCAUAGACCGCUUACUUUUUGGCACAGUUGAUAAAAUUCUUUUAGAGUAUGAGCGGCCAUUUCUGCACCCAAGCAUUACGGAAGUCUUGUUACUAUGGGAACCUGCAGAUCCCAAGGAAGAUAUCAGCAAGACCUGGUUUAAAAAGAUCUAUUCUUUCAGCAAGAUAUCAGACACUCUAAUACUGGGUUGGGUAUCUGGCAAAGAAGCUGAAUAUAUGGAAACAUUGCCCAAGGAUGUGGUGAUAGAAGUUUGCACCAUGGCAUUGAGGAAGUUUUUGAAUGACCCUUUCAUUCCCAAGGCCAAGAAUUGCGUGUGCACAAGUUGGCACAAUCAGGAGUUUACUAGAGGAUCUUAUACAGCUAUAGCAGUAGGGGCGUCACAGGUGGACAUAGAAUGCCUAGCCCAGCCUCUCUAUUUGGACGAACAUGAAACCAAACCAGUGUUACUGUUCGCCGGCGAGCAUACGCACAGCAACUUCUACUCGACAGUUCACGGGGCUUACCUUACGGGAAGGACUGCGGCCCAGUCUAUACUUGUUAGCGAUCAUCCCCAAGAGAUAGUAGUUGACUGCGAGGACGAGACGGAUUUGAGCUCUUGGAUUCAAGGAAUCAGUCUCGAGUAA
Molecule: messenger RNA, 2116 nt
Organism: Cylas formicarius (sweet potato weevil)
Lineage: Eukaryota; Metazoa; Arthropoda; Insecta; Coleoptera; Brentidae
Product: spermine oxidase
Exons: 3
Coding region: 488-2116 (542 amino acids)
Molecular function (GO): polyamine oxidase activity
Source: RefSeq, a predicted model, not a curated record